AUGGUUGGAGGAUGCCAUUUGGCUAGUGAUAUCAUCAGCGGGGUCGAGUGUUACAACCCACUGUCCCAUGAAUGGAAAUUGCUGGGCCCUUCAUGCAAGCACCGAUGUGGUGCAGGAGUGGCUUCCUUGAAUGGUUGCAUUUAUGCAGUUGGGGGCUAUGAUGGAACCACUUGCCUUAACAGUGUAGAAAGAUAUGAUCCCAAGAACAAUGAAUGGAGAUAUGAUGUGGCCCCACUGGCAGAAAGCAAAAGAGAUGCAGGUGUCACCGAGCUAGGAGGUUUCCUGUAUUGUGUGGGAGGCCAUAAUGGACUGACCUGCCUCAGCUCUGUGGAAAGGUACGAUCCCGAAGAAAACAGGUGGUGUAAGGUAGCUCCUCUGACUUAUCGAAGAUCAGGUGUGGGUGUGGCUGCCCUGGGUGGCUACCUUUAUGCCAUUGGGGGUUCAGAUGGCCACUCUCCACUACGAUCAGUUGAACGCUAUGACCCCAUAGAGGAUGUAUGGAGUCCCUGUACUUCCCUAAGGACCUGUAGGGAAACCUUUGGCUGUGCUGUCUAUCAAGGGAAAAUCUAUGUGGCAGGUGGACGGGAUGAGAUCACAGAGCUGUGCAGUACUGAACGCUUUGAUCCUGACUCUAAUGAGUGGUUGCCAAUGAUGCCCAUGAGGUCAAAGAGAAACAAGGUCAGUCUAGUAGGUGCAAAUGGAUACCUCUUGGCAGUUGGAGGCUUUGAUGGAGUGCUACACUUGGCAACAGUGGAGGCUUUUGAUUUCGAAGUUAAUCAAUGGAGAGUAUUUGGCAACAUGAAGAAUCGUCGUCCAGGAGGAGGUGUGGGUGUUCUGAAGAUGACUAUUUAGAAGAGCUAACAUCCAAGCUGUUUGGAAUGAAGAGAAGUAAGAAUAAAAUAAACCUUUUCAGAAGUCUCAUCCACCCACAGAAGGUCCAUAGGGAGAGGGUUUGGGGAAGACUUUGGGUUCCCUAUACUCAGGUCUGUGAAUACAGAGAAAAUCAGAUACAGGACACCCUAAGAGCAUCAUUGACUUAACCCCAUGAUCUCUUCUCAGAUGACUGUUAGAAAAAUCCAAUCAUAUAUUCAGUACCAUCCCUAGCCAAGAAGGGGACCCAAGUCUUAAAGGAUAGGUUUCCACCAAAAAAAAAUCAACCUCUGAAUAGUACUUAUUGCUAUCCAGCCAGCUCUCCAUUAUCUCCAGACAGAAUCAUAGAAUUCAAAAGUAGAUAGGACUGUAGAAAACACCUAAUGUAGUGAUUACCAACCUCU
Molecule: messenger RNA, 1274 nt
Organism: Dromiciops gliroides (monito del monte)
Lineage: Eukaryota; Metazoa; Chordata; Mammalia; Microbiotheria; Microbiotheriidae
Product: kelch-like protein 20
Exons: 7
Coding region: 1-852 (283 amino acids)
Molecular function (GO): protein binding
Source: RefSeq, a predicted model, not a curated record